Messenger RNA from Caenorhabditis bovis, 306 nucleotides. NCBI's taxonomy places the organism in Eukaryota, Metazoa, Nematoda, Chromadorea, Rhabditida, Rhabditidae. The record is from the annotation of a GenBank genome assembly.
AUGAGCACCACUCCCGAAAAUUCUCCAAAACCGCAACAAACUACUCCAACCAAUGAUGGUCAAAAUGAAGAAAACGCGCAAAAGGAAUCGAAGACGCCGGUAUGCCCAUUGCCGCACGAGACUCCAGCGGCUGUGAGAAAUCGUCGCCAUGUACAGGCAGAGUUGCAUGUCGGAUCGCCAUCCGACAACAUGCUCUCUCCAUGCACCAGCAAGCUUUUCGGCAAAAAGAAGGCGGUUUCGGGACCGACAGCGAUAUUGCGCAACAAGCAGCAAUCGUCGAUUCCAUUCAAAGUCGAUGAUGAAUAA